Aplosporella prunicola CBS 121167 is the source of this 2222-nucleotide messenger RNA. RefSeq lists its product as uncharacterized. Bases 21 to 1946 code for a protein of 641 amino acids. The transcript has 3 exons. NCBI's taxonomy places the organism in Eukaryota, Fungi, Ascomycota, Dothideomycetes, Botryosphaeriales, Aplosporellaceae. The record is from RefSeq and is a predicted model, not a curated record.
CUUUACAUUUAACGCUUUGCAUGGCACCCAACAUGGAGAUAGAGGCGUAUUCCAAGACCGACGUUGCAGAGUUGCAGCAGGCCCUGCAAACCGCCCAAUUAGAACUAGAUCUCGAACGCAGCCACCGCAUCGUCGAAGGCGUCGCUAGGGACGAGGAUAUUCGCAAGCUGCGCUGCCAAAUUCUUCUGCUGGAAGAUGAGAAUGAUGAGCUACACGACCAGCUGGCCGAAGAGGAGUCGCGGGCCGACCGCCUCGAGGGAACACUUGACGACUCGCUGGAGCAAUUGAAAGUGAAAGAAGCGGAAGUACUGCGCCUGCAGAAUGAAUUGCGCGUCAAAGCGAGAGCAUCAGACACGAUGAAGGCUGAACUCGCAGCGCUGGAGUCUAUAUCGACCGAUUCGAACAAAGUCCUGGCCGAAAAACUCGCCCUUGCACACGAAGUUCGUGCGCUGAAACCCGAACUCGAACACCUCCGCUCGCAAGCCGACGUCCAUGCGAACCUGAUCUCUGAAAAGCUAUCACUACAACGCCAACUCGAUACCGUCGAAGUCGAACUCGAGAACGAGAAGCGCGCAACACAGCGCGCCAUUGCUAGGCAAGGUAAAGCAAGCGAAAAGGAUGCGGAGCACCAGAGCGAGGUUAGCGGGCUGCGAAAGGAGCUAUCCAAGGCGAUGCGGGAGCUUGAAAAAGCAGAGAAAGAGUUGGAUAAGGUGCAGCUAGAGCUAGACUCCACUAGGAAAGCCGCAGAGCGCGCGCAGUCCAAGGAAGACAAGAAAACCGCGCAGGACGCAAAGGAUGACGCCAAGCUCGAAGACCUCAAGAAAGAGCUCGCCAAGGAGAAGCGCGAACGGGAAAAGGCAGAGAAGGCCAUUGAGAAGUCAAGGGUCGAAACAGAGGCGCAAACCACGCUCGUUAACGAGCGUGCAGACGCCUAUAAGAAUAAGCUCAAGUCUGUCAAGGAAAAACUCAAGGAGACACAGGCAGAGCUUCAAAAAGCGCAGGCUGCGGCUGCUGCCCAACCUGUCAUCGAGGAAGCGCAAGCGCCAAAGGCAGCGCCCGCAAAGAAUCCCCGGAAACGCACUGUUGCGCAAUUGGACCAGGAUGCCACGACGCUGGGCACGCCUGGAGAUGGGAUGCCCGCAAAGAGGAGCCGCGCGACUAUCAUGCCUGGCGAGAAAUCAACUUUCAGCAUCACUCCCUUCUUGAACCGUACUGCGAACGUCAUUGAAGACACCCCCAAGGAACAGGCGGAGGAUGCGGAAGUCGAGCACGAUGAUCAAGAUUCCGCAGAAGCGCAAGGCACACCGACGGUCCAACCGAAGAAAGGAAAGAAGGCCGUAUCCGAGAAGCCCAAGACGAAGGCGCUCGCCGCGCUGGAUGCGAACCAGAAAGCGAAACCAGCGGCGCAGCGGAAAAAGGCUGCCGCACCGGCGUUAGAAAAGGUUGCGGAAGAAGCAGACAGCGACGACCAAGAGAACAGCCCCGUUGCCGAGGAAGCAGCCACGAAGCUCGAGGAGCCGGAGAAGCCCAAGGAGAAGGGCAAAAAGGCCAAGCAAGCCGAGAAAGAAAGCGAGCCCACCAGUCUCAAGCCGAAGCUGAAGCCCGCAAGCGCAGCCCGCAAAUCGCUCGCCUCGUUUGCAUCCUUUAUGGAUGAGGGGGCGCCCGAGAAGAAGAAGAAGAAGCGCAAGCUCGGCGGCAACCAAAGCAUUCUGGGCAAGACGCUGUUCGACGUCGACGAGGAGGAAGAAACGAGCAAGCCGGCCAAGCCCAUCCCAGGGCGUGGGAUAUUCGCGGCGCGCGCGCUGGGCAAGGGCCGCUUGGGCGGGCCGUUUGCUGGCGCGAAGAGCCUUGGGGCAGGACCGACGAUGACGACAGUGGAUGGGUUUACGUUCAGUCCGCGCAAGAAGGAGAAGAAGGCUAUGCGCGAGGCGAGCAUGAUGCAGUGAACGGUGGUGGCGGUGGCGGUGACAGUGCUUGGGAAGGGGCGUAUGUGGGAAGGCGUCUUGUCUGCGCAAGGGCACUCACUUGGUUACGGGUAUUAUUGGACUGGAAUUUGGUAUGCUAUGGCUACCCUAUGUAUGGCUUUGGGAUGGAUUAUUUUCAUUGGCGUAUUGCGUGUCUACGGUUGGGUAUUGCUGGGGACAUGGGAAAUACGGUGACAGUUUAUGUUUAUAUUGCUCGAUAGGCGGGCUGUAGUAGGUACAUGCGAUUCUUUCACGUUC